AUGUCUGGCCUUGAGGUCAUCGGUGUAGCCGCCAGUAUCAUCCAAGUUGCGGAUCUAGGCGCCAAAUUAUCCGUUAAAUUAUUCUCCUUCUACCAGCGGGUCAAGAAUGCCAGUGACUCUGUUCAGCUCCUGUCGAACGAGAUCGCGCUUGUCAGCGCCAUUUUACGUGAGCUAGGGGAUAACCUUAAAGAGGAGGAGGCAUCAAAGCUCUGCUCGAAGGAAGCUUUUCGCACGCUUAACGUUGUUCUCGAUCAGUCUCGGGAUGUCGCGGGCAAACUUCGGAUAGCAUAUCAUGAGUCCAGUCUCGAUCAACUAAAGAAGAGCUUGGAGAGGUUAAAGGCUACGAUGCUACUUCUACUUAAUGUGAUCACGUAUGCGGGGCAGAUUCGAAGCAAUAAAGUCCCGAUUCUAGCCCAGGCGCAGCGUGAUUUGAUCCAAAGUCUCUUACAAGGGCAAAAUAUUGACAACGAAAAGCCGCAAGAGUCAGAUGCGACGGGAGAAUCUGAGCGAGAUUUCCCGCCAAAGCCAUCCCAGACGAAUAUCGGUCAUACUAGUACCGAUUAUGUCCCCGGUCAGAAGGGCAUCCCGCAUGAUCAUCGGCCAACACGAAGGAAUCGAAAUCGCCCUCCCAGUGUGAUGGCGAUGCCGCCAUUAAAACCUCCGAACGAAGCAAGUCACGGGACUCAAAAAGCGACAGAAUCCACCGAGCUCAAGGAGUACAAUCUACUUAUAAGAUCCAUGCUUGUCGAGAUUGAAUCCUGCAAGCAGAAGCUCAAGAGUAGCAGAUACUCACGAAUCAAAGAUGGAAUCUUGAAUAUCCAUUCCGGGGAAAUCAUACGCUUCCAAAUCGAACACCGGCAUCCAAUUGACAUCGAUCAAUCACUUUUCGCGCUUGAUAUGCGCAGUGAGCCUUUGUCGCCGACAAUCGUACACGAAAAGCCACCAUACGGCCACGAUCGCUCCAGAAGCUCCGGAGUAUUCGUUCACCCUCAUCGUCGGACAGAAGAUGACUCUCAUCGUUGGAGCCAAAAUGAGGAAUUACCUGUGAUGCCAGUGCAUGAAUCUCCAACAUCACUUUCACCAGGCCGACAUUCCAAUGCUCCGGUAAUUCUGGGUGCGACUUCCCCUGCAGCAAGCCAGAACAGUAGCAGCAGGCGAAGGAAUAGAUCACAUCGAGAAGAUCAGCACGUAUCAUCCAAAAGUGAGUCGGAAGAGAAGACAUGGAGUGAUUCAUCACGACUGGGUCAAUCCCAGCGAAUGUUGGAGAGAAAUGACCAGGCACGAACAUCAGAGUUUCGGAAGCAACAACAAGAGAUUGAGCGUUUGGAUCGUGAGCUAGCGAAAUACCACAAGAGACCAGGAGUAUCUCCCAAUGAACAUAAAUCACAACCAUAUCGUCAUGAAGAGGUAUGGAAUUCAGAUGAGGGCGAAAUACCUAAAGAAAGAAAACCAACAAGGCGUCGUGAGCGCAUGUCUCGCCAGGAAGAGGGAAAGUGGCGCCGAUCAGAGUCUGAGAGGCGACUACAGAGGUACGAGGAGAUGGAAAAAGAAGCGGAGGAAAGGCAACGAUUGAAGAGGCGCUUCGCAAAGGAUCGGGAGGACGAGCGAUAUGGGAAUGGGACCGAUGAUCGACGUUUUCAACCGGAGCGGCAAGAGUACAGAGUCCGAUCUGAAGAGGACCAGAAAGAUGAGGAGCGAAGAAAGGAGGAGCAGCAAAUGGAACGAGGGAAGCAAGACUCAAGGUGGCGAUUGAAGGCUUUCGAUAAAGAUGAAGAGAAGGAGGACGCCGUUCGUCAGGAGAUCAAGACAGAAAUGGAGAGGCGACGUGCUAGGGUCGAGUAUCAGUAUGGUCCAUCUAGCACGUCCGAUAGCUCUAGCGAGCAUCAAGAUUUUUUAAUUAACAUGCCUUCAUCGGAGAGUGCAACGACAGAGCGGGUUGGCGACGGAGUUUCGGAGAAGGAAUUUGCUGCAAACCUUUCGCUUCCAGGGAAUUUGGGGGAUUUGUUAGCACAGUGGACCACCCUUGAUCGGGAGGAGAUACAUCGUGAGCAGUUCUCGAUGUUCUAG
Messenger RNA from Penicillium cosmopolitanum, 2067 nucleotides. RefSeq lists its product as uncharacterized. The coding region runs from base 1 to 2067 and encodes 688 amino acids. Lineage: Eukaryota; Fungi; Ascomycota; Eurotiomycetes; Eurotiales; Aspergillaceae. The transcript has 4 exons. Gene Ontology annotation, biological process: regulation of DNA-templated transcription. The record is from RefSeq and is a predicted model, not a curated record.